AAUGAGCUCGCGGUGGGGGCGGGCCGAGGAGUAGGUAUAUAAGCCGCGGCGCUGCAGGCAGGGUGCCGACGCUGCCCAGGAUGUCUGCGAGUCAAGAGAGCCGAUCCAGAGACAAUGGCCCUGAGGGAAUGGACCCAGAUGGCAUCAUUGAGAGCAACUGGAACGAAGUGGUCGAUAGCUUUGAUGACAUGAACCUGUCGGAGUCCCUGCUGCGGGGGAUCUACGCCUAUGGCUUUGAGAAGCCCUCCGCCAUUCAGCAGCGAGCUAUUCUUCCUUGUAUCAAGGGUUACGAUGUUAUCGCCCAAGCCCAGUCUGGCACUGGGAAGACCGCCACCUUUGCCAUCUCCAUCCUGCAGCAGGUUGAGCUGGACCUGAAAGCCACCCAGGCCCUGGUACUGGCCCCCACCCGGGAGUUGGCUCAGCAGAUCCAGAAGGUGGUGAUGGCACUGGGCGACUACAUGGGUGCCUCCUGCCACGCCUGUAUCGGGGGCACCAAUGUGCGGGCUGAAGUGCAGAAGCUGCAGAUGGAGGCACCCCACAUCAUCGUGGGUACCCCAGGCCGCGUGUUUGACAUGCUCAACCGUCGCUACCUCUCCCCCAAGUUCAUUAAGAUGUUUGUGCUGGAUGAGGCGGAUGAGAUGCUGAGCCGUGGCUUCAAGGACCAGAUCUACGAUAUCUUCCAGAAGCUGAGCGGGAACACGCAGGUGGUGCUGCUGUCAGCCACAAUGCCCAUGGAUGUGCUGGAGGUGACUAAGAAAUUCAUGAGAGAUCCCAUCCGCAUCCUGGUAAAGAAAGAGGAGCUGACGCUGGAGGGCAUCCGGCAGUUCUACAUCAACGUGGAGCGUGAGGAGUGGAAGCUGGACACGCUGUGUGACCUGUAUGAGACGCUGACGAUCACUCAGGCUGUCAUCUUCAUCAACACCCGCCGCAAGGUGGACUGGCUCACUGAGAAGAUGCAUGCCCGCGACUUCACUGUCUCCGCCAUGCAUGGAGACAUGGACCAAAAGGAGCGUGACGUUAUCAUGAGGGAGUUCCGCUCGGGCUCUAGCCGGGUUCUCAUCACCACUGACUUACUGGCCCGUGGCAUCGAUGUGCAGCAGGUGUCACUGGUCAUCAACUACGACCUGCCGACCAACCGGGAGAACUACAUCCACAGGAUUGGGCGUGGGGGCCGGUUUGGGCGCAAGGGCGUGGCCAUCAACAUGGUGACGGAGGAGGACAAGCGCACCCUGCGUGACAUCGAGACCUUCUACAACACCUCCAUAGAGGAGAUGCCCCUCAACGUCGCUGACCUCAUCUAGCCCUGCCCACUGCAGGGGCGGGACCUCCUGGGGCUCUGCCCCUGUCCCAAGAGGCGGGACUUUUCCCCCAGCUGUGGGGGCAGGGCAAUCUGGGGCUCUGCCUCCUGGGGGGUUGCAGCUAGGCCUGCACAGGGGGUGGGGCUCUCCUUGAAGCACCACCCACCAAGGGGGUGGGGCUUGUGGGGGCCCUGCCCCCUGCUGGACCAGACUUGGUAUUUUAUUUUAAUUGUUGUUUGUAUGAUUUUUUUUUUUUUUUCUUUCCUUGGUCUUUUUUGGAAUAAAACCGUCGCUUUUUGGAGGUUAAAAAAAAAAUGCAAUUAAAAAAAAAAAACACAAAACAAAAAACAAACCCAGAGAAAAACCAGAAACAGUCCCAAA
Alligator sinensis (Chinese alligator) is the source of this 1679-nucleotide messenger RNA. RefSeq names its product eukaryotic translation initiation factor 4A1 (gene EIF4A1). Gene Ontology annotation, cellular component: cytoplasmic stress granule. Gene Ontology annotation, biological process: cytoplasmic translational initiation. The record is from RefSeq and is a predicted model, not a curated record. NCBI's taxonomy places the organism in Eukaryota, Metazoa, Chordata, Crocodylia, Alligatoridae. Bases 81 to 1301 code for a protein of 406 amino acids. Gene Ontology annotation, molecular function: translation initiation factor activity; ATP binding; RNA helicase activity. The transcript is spliced from 11 exons.